AUGGCGGACUCUCAGAGGAAACCGGUGUUCUUUUUCGACAUCGAUAACUGCCUCUACUCCAAAAGCACAAAGGUUGCGGAGAUGAUGUGCGAUCUCAUCGACAAGUACUUUCAAACACAUCUUUCUCUCACUCAGGAGGAUGCCAACAGCUUGCACCUGAGAUAUUACAAGGACUACGGCCUUGCCAUUGAGGGUCUUGUCCGUCACCAUAAGGUGGACCCCCUUGACUACAACAGCAAGGUCGACGAUGCGCUGCCCCUCCAAGAUGUCAUCAAGCCCAAUCCUCAGCUGAGGAGAAUGCUUGAAGACAUUGACCGCAGCAAGGUCAGACUAUGGCUGUUCACCAACGCUUACGUCAACCAUGGCAAGAGGGUUGUCAAGCUGCUCAACGUCGAAGACCAAUUUGAAGGGAUUACGUAUUGCGAUUAUGGCGCUGCCGAAUUUGUUUGCAAACCGCACAAGAACAUGUUCGCCAAGGCCAUGCAAGACGCUGGUGUUGAGAACCCGGAGGACUGCUACUUCGUUGAUGACUCGUUCAUAAACUGCAAGGCGGCAAAGGAACUCGGCUGGACGGCUGCACACCUAGUCGAGUCCUCAGAGUCAAAGCCUCCGCAGCAAGCAUCUCAGUACGAGAUUAAACACCUGGAACAGCUCCGCAACAUUUACCCGCAGUUUUUCAAGACGUCGUCUACGAACGGCGCUUGA
This is a messenger RNA of Aplosporella prunicola CBS 121167, 705 nucleotides long. RefSeq lists its product as uncharacterized. Gene Ontology annotation, biological process: pyrimidine nucleobase metabolic process; nucleotide catabolic process. The record is from RefSeq and is a predicted model, not a curated record. Bases 1 to 705 code for a protein of 234 amino acids. Gene Ontology annotation, molecular function: nucleotidase activity. The transcript has 4 exons. NCBI's taxonomy places the organism in Eukaryota, Fungi, Ascomycota, Dothideomycetes, Botryosphaeriales, Aplosporellaceae.